AUGUCUCGACGACGUCCGAACUUCUCGACUCGCACCCCCGAAGAAGAUGUUUCUCGCCUCGACCCAAAUGAACAUGGGGACAAUGCGGAGAAUCGUGCGGGCCUCUUGAAAUGGCCCUCAAAUAUCUGGUCCCGACAUCAUGGGGUGGACCAGACAGAGUCCGGAGAACCUCGACGACAUUCUCUACCUCGAAACUUUUUAGGGGGAUUGUCUCGAUGGUGGGCCAACAGCACCGAAGCCGAACGACAUCAUGACGCCCAAGAUGAGAGUGGUAUCUCACAGCUGUCUUUCUCCGCUGGACCUCUUCGAGAUUCCAGUGUGGAUAAGAAGGAUAGGAGUGGACAUCGACCUCGUGCAUCAGAAGAGACCAAAAAGCUUGGAACAUUCUCCGGAGUAUUUGUGCCUACCACGUUGAACGUGCUUAGCAUUCUUAUGUUCCUUCGAUUCGGAUUCAUUCUUGGCCAGGCUGGAUUACUGGGCAUACUGGGACUACUGUUGGUAUCAUAUAUGAUCAACCUCGUGACAACGAUGUCUCUUUCCGCAAUCGCAUCCAAUGGCACCGUCCGAGGUGGAGGUGCCUAUUACUUGAUAUCACGGUCACUCGGCCCCGAAUUUGGUGGGUCGAUUGGAAUCGUGUUCUACCUGGGAUAUGUUUUCAACACCGGCAUGAAUGCUGUUGGUUUGAUCGACUGCUUCACAGAGAAUUUUGGUAUGAACCGGGGCUCGUUGGCAAAUUUCCUCGCUGAAGGCUUUUGGUGGCAAUAUCUUUGGGGAACUGUUAUUUUAAUUCUCUGCACUGCAAUCUGUUUGGCAGGAAGUUCCAUCUUUGCGAGAGCAAGUAACGGCCUUCUCAUUAUCCUCCUUGUGGCCACGUUUAGUAUUCCGCUUUCUGCCCUCUUCGUGAAACCAUUCUACUCACCCAAGGAACGCGUGGAAUUCACGGGUCUCAGUUUGCAGACUCUAAUGGAGAACCUCAAGCCUCAUCUCACCAAGGGCGCUGCCGGCAGCCAGAUGAAGGGAAGGGAGAACUUCCAAGACCUUUUUGGCAUUUUGUUUCCUGCCACAGGCGGUAUCUUUGCUGGUGCAAGCACAUUGUCCGGUCUUGCCUUGACAUUCAUCACAUACGGAUUGGUCAUUCUUGCAAUGGCGUCUUCCAUCAGCAGAGAGUCAUUUUACAAUAACGCCAAUGUCAUUCAAGUUGUAAAUGCAUCAGAAAUCCUUAUUCUCCUGGGAGAAUUUGCAACUAGUUUCUUCUCUGCCCUGAUGGGAGUGAUCGGUUCCGCAAAGCUUCUGCAAGCAAUCGCGCGGGACAGUCUCCUUCCCGGACUUACCAUGUUUAGCCAAGGCACGAAGAAAAGUGACGAUCCUGUAUAUGCCAUCAUCGUGACCUUCAUUUUUGCCCAGGUCACGAUGCUGUUCGAUAUCAAUCGCAUUGCUUCUUUUGUUACCAUGGCUUACUUGAUGACCUUCCUGGUGACAAACUUGGCUUGCUUUCUUUUGAAAAUUGGAUCAGCCCCGAACUUCCGACCGUCGUUCCAUUAUUUCAACUGGCAAACUGCUGCCAUCGGAACUGUUGUCAGUGGAGUCAGUAUGUUCUUCGUGGAUGGUCUAUACGCUGGGGGAUGUGUGGGAAUCCUAGUGAUUCUUUUCCUCUUGAUUCACUAUACCUCGCCGCCUAAAGCUUGGGGCGAUGUCAGCCAAAGUCUGAUCUACCAUCAAGUACGAAAAUACUUGCUCCGCUUGCGACAGGAACAUGUGAAAUUCUGGCGGCCGCAGAUCUUACUUUUCGUCAGUGACCUUGAUAGACAGUAUAAGAUGGUAUCCUUUUGCAACUCGCUGAAGAAAGGUGCCUUGUUCGUCCUUGGUCACGUCCUGGUGACCGAUGACUUUUCAGCGGCUGUCCCAGAGGCACGUCGUCAACAAACAGCGUGGACGAAACUUGUCGAAUUUUCCAAGAUAAAAGCAUUUGUCAAUAUUGCAAUUUCCCCGGCAGCUGAAUGGGGGAUGCGAAAUAUUGUCCUCAACUCCGGGCUAGGAGGAAUGCGACCAAACAUCGUUGUGAUUGACCAAUUUAGAGAAGACCAGAACCUGGCAGAGACUUUCUCUGUGAACAGCAAUCGCAGAGAGUCUUCGAAAUCCAGACGACGAUCCUCCAUCCUUGGAUCCAAAUUUGAUGCGGACGAGCCUGCGCCGCCCACCAAGGGCAUGAGCUGUAAGAGCUACGUCACAAUUUUGGAAGAUCUGCUCUUCAAGCUUCGCAUCAAUGUUGCUGUUGCCAAAGGAUUCGAAGACCUCGAGUUACCGGAUCUUCACGGCCGCCAUACAAAGAAGUACAUAGAUCUAUGGCCGAUCCAGAUGUCUGCGGAACUUGGCGCAGACACGGAAAGCAAACAGAAUGUGCUUACUACAAACUUUGACACCUACACUUUGAUCCUUCAACUCGGUUGCAUUCUGAACACGGUGCCAUCAUGGAAGAAAACUUAUCAAUUGCGGGUUGCCGUGUUCGUCGAGUACGAAACUGACGUCGAAGACGAGCGAGGGCGUGUGGAGGCUCUUCUCGACAAACUGCGAAUCCAAGCCGAGGUCCUCGUAUUCUGGCUUGCCCGCGGCGAUCUCAAGGCCUACCGCGUCAUUGUGAAUGGCGACACCUCUCCGGAAAUGGAAGAUGCUCAAGAAAACGUGAAUACUGUACUUAAGAAUGAAGAUUGGUGGCAGGGAGUCGUGAAGGCGCGCACUCGUUUCCAGAACAUGCAGGAACAGGAGCAGCAGCAGCAGCCCACAACCGAAGAUUUCCCGCAUAUCGACCGAACAUCGACGUGGCAAAGCCCAACCAGUCAGGAUAGCGGUAACCGGCCUCUUCAGCAGCGGGUCACAGGGUUACGCAAAUUGAUAUCGAAGCGCCGGCGAUCCGUGUCUAGUUUCCGCGCACUGGGAAGCGUCAGCCUUGGCAUGCAGACACACCGCUUGUUAGAUGCAUUUGUUGAAUAUGACGGUGACGAUUCAUCAACUGCAAGCAGCGACGACAGUGAUUUCGACCCUUACACAAGCGAUCCCGAGAUUGACGAGGGCGAGGCAAGCAUCGCGCAUGAGGACGAUGCGAGCAACCGAAAAGGCAGCGAGAACGCAGAUCUUUUGCAACCCCUCGAACGGAGUCAGAGCGAUGAUCAUAGCUCUGGCGUGAGUCCAACUGCCGAGACACCACCUCGCAAGGAUUCGUCCGGGCGAAUGAUUCCUUCAAUUAUCGAGACCGGCGACGGUGCCUCGCCAAAGAGCAAGCCGGCUACCCGUCCGGGCAUCAGUCGGAGUGCAUCCAGCAACCGGUUCAGUUCCUCGCCCAUCCCCGAAGCCAAGGUCAACACGGACGCGGACGAAGGUGCUGGACCCAGUAUCAUGUUUGCGUCGAACGCCUCACCGCCACGCUUCCUUGGCAAACUUGACUCGAUCUAUGCGCGUCGCCCGUCGAUGCCUUCGCCCAGCUCCAGUCAAACGGCUUCUGGGUUCCCUGGUCCGGCCUCGAUCCCAUUGUCCUUUAAUGAUCUGCCCAGUCGGGCGCAGCAUCUUAUUCUGAAUGAGUUGAUGGUGCAGCAGAGUAGUGAGACGGCUGUGAUCUUCACCACGCUUCCAUCACCGAUUGAAGGGACAUCCUUGGGAGAGGAAGAUAGUGCCUCGUAUUUGAGUGAUCUGGAGGUGCUCUGGAAUGGGCUGCCGCCUUGUUUGUUGGUGCACAGCAAUAGCAUGACAGUGACGAUGAAUUUGUAA
Penicillium cosmopolitanum is the source of this 3759-nucleotide messenger RNA. RefSeq names its product putative cation chloride cotransporter. The record is from RefSeq and is a predicted model, not a curated record. Gene Ontology annotation, cellular component: membrane. Gene Ontology annotation, biological process: potassium ion homeostasis; chloride ion homeostasis; potassium ion import across plasma membrane. NCBI's taxonomy places the organism in Eukaryota, Fungi, Ascomycota, Eurotiomycetes, Eurotiales, Aspergillaceae. The transcript is spliced from 5 exons. The coding region runs from base 1 to 3759 and encodes 1252 amino acids. Gene Ontology annotation, molecular function: potassium:chloride symporter activity.